UUAAACGCCGUUGAAUUAUUUAUUUCUUCAUGGCUCAUGUCAGCAUCGAAAUCAUUAAAAUUUAACGAAAGAGCAAAUAUUGAGAGUUUUGCCCUCGACAUAAACAGUUUUUAAUUUUUGAUCGUGAACUCGAUCGCAACCUGAGUAAACGUGAUGCAACAAGGAAAAAUAACACGUGGAUCUGCGAUUGACGGUUAUGCCGAAUGUACCAUGUUGCAUUGUUCCUGAUCAAAUGUUUACGAGUUGUAAACCAAACACUUUUAUCUCAACCAAUCAUUUUCAAUUGAAAUCCGUCUAAUUGUUGUCGCGCAGUAAGUUAGGUCAGCUUUUGUCAGUGGCCCAAAAUUUGCAUACGGGAAGCGUUGUUUUUCCCGGCGUCAUACAUGAGAUUUUGGGGGAACACAAAGCUGGUGUUCAAAGCAAUUGACCUGAAAAUAAGUCUGCCUUAACAGUUGGCCUUGUACUGGCGUAAAGAAUACCACCAGAUUUAACGUGGAGAGGAAACACUUUUUGACGGCUAUGUAGAUUCUAAGCUAUUCCGCGUUUGAGAUCAAUUGCCAACAGCCAUGAUCAGUGACUUUUCGCUCGGCUACGGUUACCUUCCAGUUUGCUGGGCGCUUUUCACAUCUUUCACGUUUCUGUUAUGCUACGGCAUCGCCGUUUCGCUUGAUCACAUCUACCCGUUCGUUCCCGCCAUAAGCGACACGGGCGCCAGGAUCCCCGAGGCAAAUAUCUUCUCGGAGUUCUUCAAUUUCUCCUUGGUGUUAAUGGUGCUCAGCCUGUUUGUCCGCUACCUUCAGUUCCAGAUGUUGACGCAAGGCCUGGACUCGGCAGACCGUCGUCUUGACCGUUUCAACAAGCUGGGUUUGGGCUUUGGUCUUGUGAGCGCGUUUGGCGGCUCAAUCAUCGCUAACUUUCCGUCAAACGAGGAAGGCUCGAUGAUCUACGUGCACGACACUGGUGCAGUUCUGUUGUUUGGCAGCGGUGCUCUGUUUUGUUGGGUUCAGACCUAUCUCACAUACAAGCUGACCCAGCUUGGGAUAAACUCGCAAUUUCUGUUCACAAUUCGUUUCAUUCUGACAUGCGUCAUCUCUGUGUUUGGUUCGAUUUUCUUCGUGGCGGAAAUAUUCGCCUACGAAGAGUUUCGCCAGCAAUCUGCCCACGUGGUGGCGAACUGGCAGCCCUCAGACCCAGGCUACAGUAUCCAUGUGCUCAGCAAUAUUGGCGAGUGGAUCGCAGCACUCUGUUUUGGCAUGUUUGGCCUCACGUUUUUUGAGGAAUUCCAGAAGAUUUCUUUGCUGGUGGAAUGCAGUCAAAAGUGCGAAAACCGUCAGAACAGUCCACUGUUGGAGUAUACCAACAUCAACAGCGGGGACGAAGAGUAGGAAAUCUUGCUCUUGUAAAGCAAUGGUCAAACGGCGCAUGAUAGUCGGUGAUAUUUCAUAGUACUGACAGGCUUUCAUUUGACCACCAACUGUCUCGCACUAUCAUUAAUCUUUCCCUUCUCUCCUCGUGGAGAAUGGGGCCAUCAAUCCGUCUCCUCCAAGCAACUCGGUCUUUUACCGCCACCUCUACCGGGAACCUCUGCACUAUCAUCAACUGUCAUUCACUUUGAGCCUGUUCAAAUUCUUCAUGAUAUAUUCGAUGAUAGUUUUCCCUUUUGACCACACGUAUGAUUAUUGAUGAUAGUUCAUGAUAGUUAGAGGGAAAUCAACUAUCAUCAAGUAUCAUGGGCCGUUGGACCAGGGCCUAAAGCGAGCGCUUGACUCGAACACAUAAUGAAUUUGAAUUUAUGUCAAAAUUAUUUUAUCAAUUAAUUUAUUUGUCUAUAAAAUUUAUCAAUUUAUUUAUUUACAUUUUCAAUAGAGGGAAAAAUCGUACAAUUGAACAAAUGUGACAAACGAAAGAAAAAUGU
Orbicella faveolata is the source of this 1915-nucleotide messenger RNA. Its product is annotated as DNA damage-regulated autophagy modulator protein 2-like. Lineage: Eukaryota; Metazoa; Cnidaria; Anthozoa; Scleractinia; Merulinidae. The record is from RefSeq and is a predicted model, not a curated record.